AUGAUGGUGAACGAUAUGUUUUACCUGGGGCAAUCUGGAGAUGGGCCGGCCAUGCCUCAGGGUGCUUCACAGCAUACGGAAGCGCAGCCCGCUGCCGCGGGCAGACCACCACCUCUCAACGAAGUCCCUACUCCUGUGGGCGCAAGUUACAGUUCCAGUGCUGCUGCGCAAGCUGGCGCUCAUCGUUCGAGCUUAGCUGGGCAGCAGGGACCCCACGCACGCAUAACGUCCCGGGCGGUGCCUUGGCGAUCCUGGAUAGUCACUGACUGGUACGUCAUAGACUUUGUGGAGCCGCUGCCGGUGCCGCAUGCAGAAUCAGCGUCGCGUCGGCGACUUCGGAGCCCUGAGGACCAGACACAUCCGAAUGCAGAGGUCGCUGCUGGGGAACCCAGUUCGCGACGGAGGCACAUAUACACUGGCAGUGGUUUAAGCACUUGGUUACCAGUUCCAGCGGGGACCAGCCAGCGUCCUUCAGAGCAGGCGAGAAGCGCAUCAACGCCUCAAGUUGUUCAAACCCAGCCAGGCCUCCCUAGUCAACCAGUGGUUAACAGCUCUCCGCCACUUGGAUUUCUGAUACAUCCGUACUCUCGCCCCGCGGAGCAGGAGACGCCGAGAGCUGUAAGACUUGGCAAUCAGCCAUCGGUGCCGGUUGAAGGCUCUCCGGCAAGAAGCACAACUGGUUCAGGUUUCCUGUACCCGGCAGGCAACGAAGAAGGAGCUACCCGGAAUGGGCUACCCGGGAGUCGACCAGUGCAGGCCACAGGUGGAGUAGGGCCCCACGAGAGGCCAGCGUCGGCUGCACCGCAGACCGAGCAGGCGCGCGAUGACAUACGAGGUCAAUCUGUCCAUUCUGGCGGAAGCGGAGUCUGCUCAGCAGCCCAUCCUGUACACGCUGGCCCUGUAUUCUGUCCGCCCCAGCCUCGUCCUCAGGUCAACGUUUCUGGCCAGUCGAACGCUACAACUAGUGGCGGCAGUGCCGCUCAAACACAAGGUACGCCCACCCGGAUUCCGGAAAUGCUGCGCGCUCAACCUGCCCUAUUCAUGCCAUUCAGCGCUCGCGAGCGACUUGCUGCGCUGCGGGAGUCUCUUCUGCUGAGUCAGCUUCGUGAUGCAGAUCGUCGUCUUGGUGAUAACCGUGUGGCCCUCGACAGUGUUCGAGAACUGGAGGAGCAGCUUCUUCAAGAGAGAGACUACUUGGGACGACACGCCACUCGCGUGCUUCACCGCUAUUGCACCCAGAGGGCACGGACGCCUUUUCUGUCGCACGCGCGACCUGAAACCAGUGUUCGAAGGCACUCCGCUCCCGCACGCGCUCUCCCUGAUGGAACAGCGCCUGCCCCCCAAGGCUGGUGGCCGUACUAUAGCGGGGCUGGCUGGUUGCGAGGUAGGCCUCAAUUUCACCGCGCAUGGUACCGCAGCCAAGCCACGCCUGAAGGCGCGCAGCCCGACGGAGCCCCCAACGCGGGGCUUUCAGAAAGAGAUCUUUCGCGCUUGCCAUGUGCACCCUGGACUAUGGGCGCAACUCAUGCGGCGGAGGCUGAAGAUAGGACUGCCAGCACUGGAAGCACAGACGAAGUCGCCACUCCAGCCUCUUGCCGUGAGGGCGGGUGCGCCGAGACGCCAGGGCGGGCACGUAAUGAAUACACGGAGUUCUGCGCAAUAUGCAUGGAAGCCUAUGAAGAGGGCGCCAUGGUGAGAUUCCUGCCGUGCUUGCAUGCGUACCACCAGGCGUGCAUCGAUGUGUGGCUUUCGAGAAGCGAGCUGUGCCCCAUUUGCAAGCAGGACGUCGGGCACCUACUGGCUCGCCAGAGCGCAGCCGUAGUGGAGCUGUCCGCACAGCCUGUUGCGCAGACGGACUAA
Besnoitia besnoiti is the source of this 1860-nucleotide messenger RNA. RefSeq lists its product as uncharacterized. The transcript has a single exon. The coding region runs from base 1 to 1860 and encodes 619 amino acids. The record is from RefSeq and is a predicted model, not a curated record. Lineage: Eukaryota; Apicomplexa; Conoidasida; Eucoccidiorida; Sarcocystidae.